UUCACGCGUUCUAAUCAGGCCACAUAUGGUGGAUGUUAUCUGACCUACCCAUCCUAGUAUUUCUUUUUCCCCAAACCACGAUAAUGGACGGCUGGCUUAAGUUGGCGGUGAUCGCGUCGUUGGUGUGUCUGUCUUAUCAGUCAGCAUGCCAGUCUCCUCCACCUUCUGUGGCUUUCCAGAACACUCGAUUCUUCGGUCAUUGGUAUGAAGUGGGCAAGAUUCAAACAGCUGGCGGAGCAAUGUUUGAGAAGGACUGCGUGUGUACAACAAUAGACGUGAAACCCACCCACGGUAGUUCCAGUGGAGAUGCAAUUGCAGUCAACAGUUGUAGAAAGACAUCUCCUUCAGGGUCAUUCCUUAACGCCACAGGUACUUUGACAGCCGAAGGUCCGCAAGGCAAGUGGAAGGAGUCAUUCUUUGUUUUAAGUCCAAAGGUAGACUACACGGUGGUCUAUUUGGACGAUAACUACGCCAUCGAGUACGACUGUGGGAUUUUUGGCAUAACAAACUACUGUGUACACUUCCUCAGUAGGACACCUUCCAUCGGGAACGAGACUCUGCAGCUCCUCCAGAAACUGGUCUACCAGCUGCAGAUCAACACAGAAAACUUGCCUUACAAAGUCACCAAGCAGGUUGGGUGUUGGUGAGGUGGCGAUGAGAGUAGAAGAGCUUACCCCCGCUCUUUGAGUACUGGCCAGUUGGAUAAUAUUAGACUGAUAUAUCUGUGUCUCAUCCGCAAGUCCACUACUUUCUUUCUUUAUAAAAUAUAGUCUGACAUAA
Molecule: messenger RNA, 780 nt
Organism: Haliotis rubra (blacklip abalone)
Lineage: Eukaryota; Metazoa; Mollusca; Gastropoda; Lepetellida; Haliotidae
Product: apolipoprotein D-like
Source: RefSeq, a predicted model, not a curated record